UUAAACAUGAACGCCAUUGACAGAUGCUGGAGAUCGAACCCAUAUUGGAGAAGAAACAGGCAACAAUUAGCCAUUUGCUCAAUUGGGUUCGCUGGAAAAAUGACCAAUAACAUUGGAAGAAAUCUCAUACAAUACCAAGUCACGGACCCUAGUGAUGACCCUACAAACCCACGUCCAGGUACACUAAGAUACGGCGCCACAAUGAUCAAGUCCAAAGUCUGGAUCACAUUCCGAAAAGACAUGCAUAUUGUGCUUAAGAAGCCGCUUCUUAUUAGCAGCUUCACCGCCAUCGACGGCCGAGGCGCCACCGUCCACAUCACCGGGAAUGCGUGUCUGAUGGUGUUCAAGGCCACCAACAUUAUAAUCCACGGCCUUAUCAUCCACCACUGUAGGGCUCAGGCGGCGGGUCAAGUCAUGGGCCCCAAUUCCAAGAUCAUUACGCUUGGACACGUGGACGGCGAUGCCAUCCGUUUAGUAACGGCCUCAAAAGUGUGGAUUGACCACAACACACUGUACCGUUGUGAGGAUGGGUUGCUUGACGUCACUCGUGGGUCCACUGACAUCACCAUUUCUAACAAUUGGUUCCGAGACCAAGAUAAGGUUAUUCUUCUUGGCCAUGAUGACGGUUAUGUCCGAGAUCGGAACAUGAGAGUCACUGUUGUCUAUAACCAUUUUGGACCAAAUUGCAACCAAAGAAUGCCUAGGAUCCGAUAUGGGUAUGCACAUGUGGCGAACAAUUUGUAUCAAGGUUGGACGCAAUAUGCAAUUGGAGGAAGCAUGAAUCCGAGUGUGAAGAGUGAAGCCAACCUUUUCAUUGCAUCAAAGUCAAAACAGAUUAUAUGGAGCACAGGGAAAGUAGAGCAGGCGAAAUGGAAGUUUCAUUCGGUAAGAGACGUAUUUGAAAACGGAGCUUUAUUUGCACAAAUUGGUAGUGGGAGAGGAAAUGUAAAACCAAAUUACAACGCCCAACAACGGUUUCCAGUUGCAGAUGCCAAAUGGCUCAGAUCAUUGACAAGCAACUCCGGAGCAUUGCAGUGA
This is a messenger RNA of Benincasa hispida (wax gourd), 1038 nucleotides long. Its product is annotated as putative pectate lyase 2. Gene Ontology annotation, molecular function: pectate lyase activity. NCBI's taxonomy places the organism in Eukaryota, Viridiplantae, Streptophyta, Magnoliopsida, Cucurbitales, Cucurbitaceae. The record is from RefSeq and is a predicted model, not a curated record.